Molecule: messenger RNA, 399 nt
Organism: Williopsis jadinii
Lineage: Eukaryota; Fungi; Ascomycota; Saccharomycetes; Phaffomycetales; Wickerhamomycetaceae
Exons: 1
Coding region: 1-399 (132 amino acids)
Cellular component (GO): cell wall
Molecular function (GO): structural constituent of cell wall
Source: RefSeq, a predicted model, not a curated record
AUGCAAUUCCUUACUUUCGCUACCCUUGCCUCCGUCGCUCUCGCUCAAGCUGUUUCUCAAAUCAGUGAUGGUCAAAUCCAAGCCACCACCGGUACCGAGGCUUCCGUUGAGGUUGUUUCCCAAAUCACCGAUGGCCAAGUCCAAGCCACCACCGCCACUGAGGCUGCUGAGGAGACCACUGCUGCUACUGUUGAGGUUGUUUCCCAAAUCACUGACGGUCAAGUCCAAGCCACCACUGCUACUGAGGCUGCUGAGGAGACCACUCUUGAGGUUGUUUCCCAAAUCACUGACGGUCAAGUCCAAGCUACCACUGCUACUAUCGAGACUCAGACCGGUGCUGGUGCUCAAUUGAAGGCUGCUGGUGCCAUCGCUGCUGGUGUCGCUAUGUUCUUGAUCUAA